Camelina sativa (false flax) is the source of this 823-nucleotide messenger RNA. RefSeq lists its product as uncharacterized. The record is from RefSeq and is a predicted model, not a curated record. Lineage: Eukaryota; Viridiplantae; Streptophyta; Magnoliopsida; Brassicales; Brassicaceae.
CUUCGUCUUAAACCUCUCUCCGUCUUGGGUUUUCUUUGGAUUCCAUACAUUACAAAUACACACAAUAAUAACUUGUUACUAUUAUAUAUUCUCUUGUGAAAAAAAAAACAAAAAAACAAAAUGGGUAACUGCGUAUUCAAAGGAAGUGGUGGUUCAAGAAAAUUGUACGACAAAGAUGAUUCGUUGAUAAAAGUGGUGACUCCAAACGGUGGCGUUAUGGAGCUUCAUCCUCCCGUCUUAGCCGAAUUCAUCACCAACGAAUUUCCCGGCCACGUCAUCCACGACUCCUUAAGCCUUCGCCACUCAUCUCCACCGCUUCUACACGGCGAAGAGCUCUUUCCCGGUAACAUAUACUACCUCCUCCCUCUUUCUUCCCCCGCCUCAACCACUCCACAGUACUCUUCCGAACAACUAUCAACGCCGUACAGAAUGUCUUUCGGGAAAACACCGGUAGCGACGGCUAUGAAUGGCGGGGGAGGAGGUGGUUGUGGAGUGUGGAAGGUGAGGCUUGUGAUAAGUCCAGAGCAGUUGGCGGAGAUUCUUGCGGAGGAUGUGGAAACCGAAGCGUUGGUUGAAAGUGUGAGGACGGUGGCGAAGUGCGGCGGAGGUGGACUUCACUCGAGGGCCAACUCAGACCAGUUAAGCGUUACGAGUAGCUUCAAAGGGCAAUUAAGGUAAAUUUUCCAAUAUGUGUAAUUUUUACGUGAAUUAUGUAAUACUCUGUUUUCACGGUUAAGCUUUUAAAUUAUGUUGAUUUGCGUUGGAGACUUUGAAGUGAUUACAUAAGUUUAUAAACUUAGAAAUAUAUGACAUUUCGACGACA